Molecule: messenger RNA, 2079 nt
Organism: Somion occarium
Lineage: Eukaryota; Fungi; Basidiomycota; Agaricomycetes; Polyporales; Cerrenaceae
Source: the annotation of a GenBank genome assembly
ACGUUCCGGUCCCCCUGGACUCUUCCCUCCUCGGGCUCCUUAAGCUUCAAGGCGACCUGCCGCCACUCCUAACUCUUUUUAUUCUCUCUGCAUUCCUCCCUGCAUUCUUCCCCACCAUAUCGCGUCUGGACCUUCUCUGCCUUCAAUCCUGACAUGCUACAUGCUAUGGCCCGUUGCUUCUAAUACCCCCAGUAAUCGUUUGAUACCACACCCUACGACCGACACGACCCUAGGACGACAGAAAUGAAUACACCCAUCGUUACGACACCAGCCACUUAUGGCCCCAGCACGCCGACAAAAGAAAGCAGAAGGGUCAAGGAAAGGGAUCCUAGCAUUACGACUGAUGCACUAGAACCCCUCGAUAUUUCCCCCUCGAAUGACAGAAAGCAAAAGCACAUCUCACCAGCAAUGCAACGUUUUGCAACUAGACCUCUUCGCCGCAGUUCGAGUCGCAUUGAACGAUGGGUCCAGCACCAACAAGUAUUGCAAACCGUGCCUGGCAGCCCUCCUGGCACACCAGACAGCAGCGAACCUCCUGCCCCUUCCUCAAACUGCCACCCCUACCUGGCCUACCCCCAUCUGAAUCCUCCGUCCUUGUCCAGACGACACAACACAAGCGUUGAAACCGCAAUUCUCAUUACCGAACAAGACGACGAGCGCGACGCGCAGGUACUCCGGUUUGCGGAAAACACACCUUCCACACCCCGCAAAGCAAAUAAUGCGGGCAAUGUGUUCGCCACGCCUCCGUCUCGCAGGAAAUUUGACCUCACGUUUACACAUACACGCAAGGCCUCUGGCGCUGACUCGGUUGCUAGCUCCUCUCUCGCCUCGAUUUUUCAUCACCGCACGACAAGUAAUAACGACACUCUUACCCCAAGCAAACGACAGUCCCACCUUUCUGCUUCUCUCCUCACUCAACGCCCAUCACGGGUCACUGCAUCAGAACUGGAUUCUUUUGCCACACCGCAAAGUACAUGCAAGACCAAGACCAAGACACGGCCUACUGUGCUGGGGCACUUUAUGCACCCCGUAGUCGAAGGUCAGACGACUCCCGAUGAUGGGUCUCCACCCAGACCGAGUACUUCCUCCACCUCCACUUUCACCCGUUCCUCUGCCUCCGUAUCUACCACUGCCACUUCGUACGCCCAGAGUUCUUCUGACGCUCUCGGCACUUCACCGUCGAAGUUUACUUUUGGCUCAUUGCGCUCACAUAGUCCGGCUUCACUCUUCAGGGGUUCGCCAUCAUUAUGGUCGUUGCCUGCAGAUGCCACACAUAUGAACGAUCCUCCCAACUCGACUAAAGUUAUUGCGAAGGACAGUGGCUACGAGAAGGGUGCUAUGCGCGUGGCGCAGUCAUUGAGAGUGCAGUCCGGGAGCAGUCUAGGCCUCGGGCCUGUAUCUCAAUUACUCGGUAGUCCGAGGAGGAGAAAGAAGCGAAAGUUGAUCAUUAGUGGUGUUCCUGUCGGGGACAAGCGACGGACUGAUGCACUCCUAAGGUGGUGUCAGACGUUUGGAGAGGUGAAUCAAAUCACUCGAGCGCCGAACGGAGAUCUUCAUAUUGACUUUAAGAGCGCGGAGGUUGCUGAUACCGUCUGCCGUCUACACGCCCGAGUUUACAUUGGUGGGGUCGGAAGUGUUGGCUUGUCCUGGUUUACAGGCAAACGCCCCUGAAGUCCCAACAUCUGUACCCGUCACGACUAUCCUAUGCCCAUCCUAUACCCUCAUGCUUAUCUACUCAACAUGCACAUCAUCUGCUCAUAUCUACAUACCCUCAUUUAUUAGCUCGCUCAGUCGAAGCUGUACCAUCUGUAAUCCCAUCUGCAUCUCUGUCUUGAUUGUUUGCUGUGUGUAUUCAUUGACGUUUCUGUGUACUACUCCCCUCGCUCAUUGGACAUUUGGUGCUACUUGGACUGCCUAGCAUAGUUGUACUGGAUACUCAUACCUUCCUUUCAUUUUUUGCCUGCUUUGUUUUGUAUCAUGGAACGGACGUGUACAUAGCGUGUUAUCGCCAGCCCUUUGUUCUUCUUAUAAUAGAAGGCUAUCAUGCUUUUUGACUUAUUUUCGCGUUUGCCCUCUUUC